UCAAUCCUUUAACGUCUCGUUGGACGUGUUUUGAAAGGAGAUGGCUAGUUAGCUGCUGGCAAUUGGGAUAACACUAAUGUGUUAGCGGAGAGGUAGCCAACGUGAUCAUGAAAGGUGAAAAGACCAGGCCGGACUCCCCCCUGUACGGGUGAUGGCAGCACGUCUGCAGUCAUAUGAUAGUAACUCAAGUGACACAGAAAACUGGGAACGAAAAGCAGCAAGGCGACCUUGCAAACUCUGCAGACAUCCGAGUAACAGUCCGACCCAAGCAUCUCGAGUGAAGGCAGAACAGAGGAAGAUGAGUCUGCAUGGUGCCAGUGGGGGCUGCGAUCGCUCACGUGACCGCCGCCGCUCCAGCGAUCGCUCAAGGGACUCCUCUCAUGAGAGAGAAGGCCAGCUCACCCCCUGCAUUCGCAACGUCACCUCACCCACCCGCCAGCACAACAGUGACCGUGAACGAGAUGGUGGUCCAUCAUCGAGGCCCAGUAGUCCACGGCCUCAGAGAGUCUCUCCCAGCGGCUCCAGCAGCAGCGGGGUGGUGAGCAGUCGCAAUAGCAGCCUGUCCAGUAAUGAAGGAACAUUCAAAAGCUUGGGAGCUGGAGAUAUGGUUUUUGUCUAUGAGAAUCCCAAAGAGGGAGGAGCAGGUGCCACCGUUGGGAACCGAAACAUCAGGACCUCAGAAAGGGUCACGCUGAUUGUUGACAACACACGCUUUGUAGUAGACCCUUCUAUCUUCACUGCACAACCUAAUACUAUGUUGGGCAGAAUGUUUGGGUCUGGAAGAGAACAUAACUUCACACGGCCAAACGAGAAAGGGGAGUACGAGGUGGCUGAGGGCAUCAGCUCAACUGUUUUCCGAGCAAUUCUGGAGUACUACAAAUCUGGGAUAAUCCGCUGCCCCGAUGGAAUCUCCAUCCCUGAGUUGCGGGAGGCUUGUGACUAUCUAUGCAUCUCCUUUGACUACAGCACUAUCAAAUGCAGAGACCUCAGUGCCCUGAUGCACGAGCUGUCCAAUGAUGGAGCUCGGCAACAAUUUGAGUUUUACCUUGAGGAAAUGGUUCUGCCUCUGAUGGUGGCCAGCGCUCAGAAUGGCGAGAGAGAAUGUCACAUUGUAGUUCUUACUGAUGAUGAUGUGGUGGACUGGGAUGAAGAAUAUCCUCCACAGAUGGGAGAAGAGUAUUCACAAAUCAUUUACAGCACAAAACUGUACAGAUUUUUCAAGUAUAUUGAGAACCGUGAUGUGGCCAAAUCGGUGUUAAAGGAGAGAGGAUUAAAGAAGAUAAGACUGGGCAUUGAAGGUUACCCUACAUACAAAGAAAAGGUCAAGAAAAGACCAGGUGGUCGUCCAGAGGUAAUUUACAACUACGUCCAGAGGCCCUUCAUCCGCAUGUCCUGGGAAAAGGAAGAGGGAAAAAGCCGCCACGUGGACUUCCAGUGUGUUAAGUCCAAGUCCAUCACUAACCUGGCGGCGGCAGCAGCUGACAUCCCCCAGGACCAGCUGGUGGUGAUGCACCCUGGCCCCCAAGUGGAUGAACUGGACAUCCUCCCUAAUCACCCACCUAGUGGGAAUCACUACAGCAAUGAGCCUGACUCUGAUGCACCUUCACCUGCUGUCUGAGGGCAUGCUUGUCCUCUUUCAAUGCCUCUGCCCCUCUCCUACUCCUCUAGUUCUACUCCCAGCAUGCUGCAGCAUGGAGCACCAGGGGCACCAUAACCAUAUUGCCUUGACACCUCCUUUGCGGCCUUAGAGCCUCAAGAACCUGAAUGACUGUAGGAAAAGAGAUGAGGGAUAUAAGACUGGUGAAAGCAAGGUUCACUAUAAAUUUACAUUUUGUUUUUUACUUGACCAAAGGAAUUUAUUUUUUUGUUCAGAAAUAAUCAGUAAAAACCUUAUUAUUAACGUUAUUAUUUACAAUGUUAUUGUACCUUAAUUUGACUUGUUUUGCUGAGCACGUUGGUGUCACUGUUUUUUCACAGGUUUUAUUUUAUAUUAUUUGGAUUCUUUCAAUUGGCUAAUUAAUAAAUGUGCUUUGUGGGGAACGAACGGAAGACUUGCUAUAUGACUUUCUGGUCAUGGAGAAAUUCAGUUAUCACCUCUUAGUGUCAUCCAGUUGAUUUCCCAUCAGAUGUCUUUGAAUCAUGUAUUGGGGUAUGUAGUCAUUGACUGGAUCUGAUGAUGAUGUUAUUGCUCCUCUUGCAGCCAAGAUAUUAAGCAGAGCACAGGCUGUUGUGGUCAGUCUUUUUGUGCAAAGCUUGAAAUUGUUGUUUAAAACAAAGUCAUCAAAUAAAGACUUAAACAUUG
Molecule: messenger RNA, 2302 nt
Organism: Monopterus albus (swamp eel)
Lineage: Eukaryota; Metazoa; Chordata; Actinopteri; Synbranchiformes; Synbranchidae
Gene: btbd10b
Product: BTB (POZ) domain containing 10b
Exons: 9
Coding region: 152-1618 (488 amino acids)
Biological process (GO): positive regulation of phosphorylation
Cellular component (GO): cytoplasm
Molecular function (GO): protein binding
Source: RefSeq, a predicted model, not a curated record